GGGCAAAGGUACAAGGCCAAAAAGGAGAAGCAGUUAUUUACUCAGUCACUUGCCAAUAUGAGAGAGGAUCAGAGGUUACAGAAGGAGGACACGGUUAGGAAUUAAAAGUCAACACCACCGGAAUAAAGUUAAUAUUGGACUGCGUCAGCCCAGGCACGAAGAAUUUCUUUGCCAACCUCAAGUGUUGUUGCUUCUGUCAACACACUUGUGGCUUAAAGUUUAUGUUGGGACCACAAAGGGAUUGUACAAGUUCAUCGAAUGUGUGUAGCUCAGUAAACUGCAAUGACGAUGAAGCCUUUAUCUUUCAAAAUCACCUCACACCACUUUCUGCUGUGCGUCUUCCUGAGUCGACUUUGGUUUGUCACAAACUCAACCGUAGCCACAUCCGACCCAACACCAGAAACGGCAACAACACCGUUGACGACUUUUCUAACAACACAAUCACGUCCUGGAGAUGUUCAUAAUGUGACUGUGGUGACACAAAAUGAGAUCAGUAUAACUCUGAAGUGGGACAAGGUUAACACAAUCUCAACAUACUUUCUACACUAUGUUAACGAAGGGGGUCCAAAGGAGAAAUUCAUAUCUGAAAGAGACGGAGGGCCAUCAGUCACACAUGUGGUUACUACUCUGACUGCUGGGAGAAAAUAUGAUUUCAUCCUCAUCACGUAUCAGGUAGUCAACAGCACUGGAUACUCAUUUGAAGCUGUCACUGCUCCUGGAAAUGCACAUAAUGUGACCGUGUCAACACAAAGUGAGACCAGUAUAACUCUGGAGUGGGACAAAGUGAAUGACAUCCUCAAUUAUAUAAUUGUGAUGAAUGGAAGAGAGAUUAAUGUCACUGCAUCAGCGGGACAGGGACCAGUGUCACAAACAAUCUCAGAGCUCACAAGUGGGACGAAAUAUGACUUCACUCUCUUCACUGUGUUUGAAAAUGUCAGAAGCAGCGGAGUGAACAUCACUGCACCCACUGCUCCUCCCAAUGCACAAGCUUUCCAAUCAGUUGCACAAAGUGAGACCAGUAUAACUCUGGAGUGGGACAAAGUGAAUGACAUCCUCUAUUAUAUAAUUGUGUUAAGUGGAAGCGAGAUUAAUGUCACUGCAUCAGCGGGACAGGGACCAGUGUCACAAACAAUCUCAGAGCUCACAAGUGGGAAUAAAUAUGACUUCACUCUCUUCACUGUGUUUGAAAAUGUCAGAAGCAGCGGAGUGAACAUCACUGCACCCACUGCUCCUGGAAAUGCACAUAAUGUGACCGUGUCAACACAAAGUGAGACCAGUAUAACUCUGGAGUGGGACAAAGUGAAUGACAUCCUCAAUUAUAUAAUUGUGAUGAAUGGAAGAGAGAUUAAUGUCACUGCAUCAGCGGGACAGGGACCAGUGUCACAAACAAUCUCAGAGCUCACAAGUGGGACGAAAUAUGACUUCACUCUCUUCACUGUGUUUGAAAAUGUCAGAAGCAGCGGAGUGAACAUCACUGCACCCACUGCUCCUCCCAAUGCACAAGCUUUCCAAUCAGUUGCACAAAGUGAGACCAGUAUAACUCUGGAGUGGGACAAAGUGAAUGACAUUCUCUAUUAUAUAAUUGUGUUAAGUGGAAGCGAGAUUAAUGUCACUGCAUCAGCGGGACAGGGACCAGUGUCACAAACAAUCUCAGAGCUCACAAGUGGGAAUAAAUAUGACUUCACUCUCUUCACUGUGUUUGAAAAUGUCAGAAGCAGCGGAGUGAACAUCACUGCACCCACUGCUCCUGGAAAUGCACAUAAUGUGACCGUGUCAACACAAAGUGAGACCAGUAUAACUCUGGAGUGGGACAAAGUGAAUGACAUCCUCAAUUAUAUAAUUGUGAUGAAUGGAAGAGAGAUUAAUGUCACUGCAUCAGCGGGACAGGGACCAGUGUCACAAACAAUCUCAGAGCUCACAAGUGGGACGAAAUAUGACUUCACUCUCUUCACUGUGUUUGAAAAUGUCAGAAGCAGCGGAGUGAACAUCACUGCACCCACUGCUCCUCCCAAUGCACAAGCUUUCCAAUCAGUUGCACAAAGUGAGACCAGUAUAACUCUGGAGUGGGACAAAGUGAAUGACAUUCUCUAUUAUAUAAUUGUGUUAAGUGGAAGCGAGAUUAAUGUCACUGCAUCAGCGGGACAGGGACCAGUGUCACAAACAAUCUCAGAGCUCACAAGUGGGACGAAAUAUGACUUCACUCUCUUCACUGUGUUUGAAAAUGUCAGAAGCAGCGGAGUGAACAUCACUGCACCCACUGCUCCUCCCAAUGCACAAGCUUUCCAAUCAGUUGCACAAAGUGAGACCAGUAUAACUCUGGAGUGGGACAAAGUGAAUGACAUCCUCAAUUAUAUAAUUGUGUUAAGUGGAAGCGAGAUUAAUGUCACUGCAUCAGCGGGACAGGGACCAGUGUCACAAACAAUCUCAGAGCUCACAAGUGGGAUGAAAUAUGACUUCACUCUCUUCACUGUGUUUGAAAAUGUCAGAAGCAGCGGAGUGAACAUCAGUGCACCCACUGCUCCUGGAAAUGUAAAUACUGUGACCGUGUCAACACAAAAUGAGACCAGUAUAACUCUGGAGUGGGACAAAGUGAAUGACAUCUCAUCAUACGCUCUACAAUAUGAUAGCAAAGAGGACACCAUCAACAUACUCCAUCAAGACGCAUCAGUCAAACAUGAGGUCUAUCCACUUAAGGCUGGGAAGAAAUAUGAUUUCACUCUCAUCACUCUCUUUGAGAAAGUCAACAGCACUGGAUUCUCAUUUAACGCUGCGACUGUUCCCUCAAUGGUGACUGUGGUGAACGUGACUGAACGCUCUGUGACCAACUUAACGCUGACGUGGCGGACGAAUAAAAACUGGAACUACUCUCUCCAGAUAAACGGGGCAAGUUCCCAGCUUCUCCCAAAUGGAUCCAUAGAUGUGAUGUCCCAUUCAAUCGUCUCUCUCCAGCCGGGAACAGAGUAUCCGUUCAGCGUGACCACAGUGUUCUCUGGACUUAACAGCACUGCUUAUAAAGGCUUCACAGUAACAGCCAUAGACUGUACCAAUGGAACCUGGCGUGUUACUAACUCAUCAAUCCAAGGGACGAUUGAAGGCUUGUUCUCGAAUGCAUCCGCCACUUAUGAAUCACAAACUCAUGUCAGUCCUGGAAGAGGCACUGUGUCAUUUGUUGGCCUUCACCCCGGCGCGACCUACGAGGUGUCUCUCGUCUAUGAAACUAAUUCAAUACACUUUCUACAGUGUAGCCACAGUUUGACAAUCCUUCCUCCAUCUUUAAGCGCUCACUGUGAGUACUGGGACGCUGGCUAUUCCAUCUUUAUCGCCUGGAAUAAACCGGCUGGCGUGUGGACUUCUGUGGAGGUGAACGUGACUGGGAGAAGUUACACAGUGCAUGAAAAUGAGGAACAACAUUUCAAAAUACCUGGAUUCCAACCUGCUAACACAUAUGAGGUGUCUUUAGCUUCACUGUCCGGGACCGUAAGGAGUUAUGAACCAUUCGUUUUUUCAUGUCUCACUGAUCCAAGGGGAGUCAUUGCAGGGGCUGUCUUUGCUGUUGGGAUUUUUGGUCUCCUGGUCUGUUUGGCUGUCUUCUUUUUUAUUAAAAGACCAGAUAUUAUCAGCAGAAAAAGGGUUUUCAAAGGUGGUUCAAGACAAUCCAGUAAAAAGUGCAAAGCUAUUCCUGUGGCAAAGUUUCCAGACCACUUCUACCAAUUAGGUGUGGAUGAGAAUAGAGGUUUCAGCCAGGAAUACGAGAGCUUUAUUCCUGUUGGCGUGGAGCAAACACGAGAGGCAGCUCUUCUACCCCAGAACAAACCAAGGAACCGUUUCAACAAUGUCCUACCGUACGACUGGUGUCGGGUGAAGCUAUCUGCAUCCAAUCCCAAUGAAACUUCGGACUACAUUAAUGCCUGUUACAUACCGGGCUACAACAACAACAGAGAGUACAUCGCCACCCAGGGUCCUCUGCCCUCGACAGUCAAUGAAUUUUGGAAAAUGAUCUGGGAACAAAGAGUGAAAGGCAUCGUCAUGGUAACCAACUGCACUGAGGGAGGACGGACUAAGUGUGAGCGAUACUGGCCUGCAGACAGAAAGCCAUGCUCUUACGGAGAGCUGGUGGUCACCAUCAGAUCUGAGCAGCGGGAGCCCGAGUGGACGUUGAGGGAAUUUAGGGUGAAACAUGGGAAUACCUCAGAGGAGCACACAGUGAGACAUUUUCACUUCACUGCCUGGCCUGACCAUGGAGUCCCACAGGGCACAGAAAUCCUGAUCCAGUUCAGAGGACUGGUGAGACGGCACAUAGAGAGCGAUGGGGCUGAAGCGCCAACCGUGGUUCACUGCAGUGCUGGAGUGGGGAGGACAGGCACCAUCAUUGCUCUGGAUGUGCUGCUUCAGCAGCUCGAGAAGGAAAAAGCUGUGGGAAUCAAUGGCUUUGUGCACAAGAUGAGACUGAGCCGCCCACACAUGGUGCAGACGGAGUCCCAGUAUGUUUUCCUGCACCAAUGCAUCAUGGACCGUCUGCAGCUAGAUGAGAAGAAUGAAGAGCACAUAUAUGAGAAUGAGGAGCACAUAUAUGAGAAUGAAGACAUGAUAUACGCCAAUGCCACUGCACUCCAAAUGCUGACAAAAGCCUAAACUAAACAAGAUCGUCAGCACUGAAGUCAGUCUUUUAUACACUAUAUAUACAUAUACAUAUACACACUGUACAUGAAUAGUCCUCUUUAGAUUGUAUUUAACUUGUACAUUUGUGUUCCUCUCAUCUACAAAAUGUGUUCUUCCUAUUAUUAUUAUAAUAAUUAUUAUUAUGAUGAUGAUGAUGAUGAUGAUGAUGUGUCGAAAAAACACUCCAGGUGACUGAAAAAUGUUUUAAAAUUACAUUUAUUAAAAAUAAGAAAUGUAGGUAAAAAAGAUUUACCUGAUUUUCUAUUUGUACAACAAAUACAAUAUUUCUCAUGAACAGAAA
Cyclopterus lumpus (lumpfish) is the source of this 4960-nucleotide messenger RNA. Its product is annotated as receptor-type tyrosine-protein phosphatase H-like. Gene Ontology annotation, biological process: protein dephosphorylation. Bases 283 to 4632 code for a protein of 1449 amino acids. Gene Ontology annotation, molecular function: protein tyrosine phosphatase activity; protein binding. The record is from RefSeq and is a predicted model, not a curated record. The transcript has 24 exons. Lineage: Eukaryota; Metazoa; Chordata; Actinopteri; Perciformes; Cyclopteridae.